Alosa sapidissima (American shad) is the source of this 3476-nucleotide messenger RNA. RefSeq names its product Ras-like without CAAX 1 (gene rit1). Lineage: Eukaryota; Metazoa; Chordata; Actinopteri; Clupeiformes; Clupeidae. Gene Ontology annotation, cellular component: plasma membrane. The coding region runs from base 180 to 815 and encodes 211 amino acids. The record is from RefSeq and is a predicted model, not a curated record. Gene Ontology annotation, biological process: Ras protein signal transduction. The transcript has 6 exons. Gene Ontology annotation, molecular function: calmodulin binding; GDP binding; GTP binding.
CAGUAGGACCCUACAGGCUAGUGACACUCGCACCAGUGUUUACAGUGAAAGAUAAGUGUGGCAAGAAUAAUCAAACAUCAAACGAUUUAUGCCCGUCGCAUCUGUAUUUGGAAAAUGAUGAAGUCGACAGUUCUGUGACACAAGUGUGUGUGUGUGUGUGUGUUUUCCCAGUCAUUUGAAUGGAGUCCUCACGGAGUCCCGGGGGUCUCUCCCGCGAGUACAAGCUGGUGAUGCUGGGAGAGGGAGGAGUCGGAAAGAGUGCUAUCAUCAUGCAGUUCAUCAGCCACAGGUUUCCAGAGGAUCACGACCCCACCAUAGAGGAUGCAUACAAAACUCAGAUACGCAUCGAUGAUGAGCCUGCCAACCUGGACAUCUUAGAUACAGCUGGACAGGCCGAGUUCACGGCGAUGCGGGACCAGUACAUGCGUGCAGGCGAGGGCUUCAUCAUCUCCUACUCCAUCACCGACCGGCGCAGCUUCCAGGAGGCGCGCCACUUCAAGCAGCUCAUAUACCGCGUGCGCCGCACCGUUGACACGCCUGUCGUGCUCGUCGGCAACAAGUCCGACCUGGCACACCUCCGACAGGUGUCGAUAGAGGAGGGCCGUGAGCUGGCGCGAGAGUUCCAGUGCCCGUUCUUCGAGACGUCGGCGGCUUUCCGCUACUACAUCGACGACGUGUUCCUGGCGCUGGUGCGUCAGAUCCGCCAGCGCGAGGCGGAGGUCGUGCGGGACGGCGAGCGGAAGACACGCCGCAGCCACUCCUUCUGGAGCCGUCUCAAGUCGCCCUUCCACAAGAAACAGCAGUCAGAGCACUGACUGACCCACCCACCCCCGCACGGCCUGAUGGGAUACCGUUGCCCUCCACACGGGGAUGGCUUUACCGUCAGUGUCCCCCAGGAUCUCCAUAGAAAUGCUUCCUUUGAGAGGAGGCCCGUGACUGUUACCUAAUGUAGUAUAGAAGUCCUUGUGAUAACACACUCCCAAUCAUUUCAUUCUUGAUUAGCUGUCAGCCUGUUCGACAGGUGUUAAUAUAAUGUGGCAGAUACGUGCCACAGUAGCUAUAGGCUGACGACAUACUGAUUUGAUAGUUAGUGAUGAUUUCAUUGAAUUGAAAUGGGUGUCAUUUCUUUGUGAAUUUCUUGACUAAGUCCUUUUGUUAGAAGCUGGUGGGACGAGACGAUGGGAGAUAAUGCUGUAACCUCACAUCUAACGGGGAUGUGUAAGUGCUGACUCUGAAGGAAUACACAGAAGGACAGACAGAGAUAGAGAAACAAUUUCUUUAAUGAUGAAGGAAGAAAAUAAAUAUGGAAGGCAAGAGAAAGUAAAGAGUAAGUGAAAGAAAGAAAAAAAAGGAUCUCGAAAGACUUGAUUGAAGAAUCGAUCGGCUUGUGAUGGCAAACCAGAGUUUGGUCGCGCCAUGGUUGGGCCAACAGUUGGGCUACACCAGCCCGGCAACUGAAGCGUCACGUUAGCUGAGCGUAAAAAAGUUGUUUCAGAAGACUGGUCAAUUUUUUUUCAAAUGUACGCGCCGCUAUCAUGUCUGGUGUAGCCAGUUCCAUAGAUUACAGUGGAAGCUAAAUCGCCCUAUUCACCCGGCGGCCAGAACGAGGCUAAAGGGUACACUUGCCAUUUCACCUCAGUCCAGCAGAUGGUGGUGGUAAUGCACUCUGUUUGCAAACUGCUAAAAAAACCUCACUGAAGAAGAACAGGCCAGUGAACCCAUAGAUAAAUAUAAUAAAGGCUAGAUGUCUCGUACAAUGACAGGUAGUGACCUGAAGGUGUCAUUGUUAUAGCCUGGGGGCAUUGUUCUGCCUUUAGUAGAAGAAGAGAUAUAAACAGCGGAUGUAUGUGGUAAAAGUUAAGUUUAAUAAACCGAACACUGAGGAACUCACGUGUGUAAGUCGAGUCCAGAUUAUAGCUAUGUUAAUAAUGUUUGUAAGAAACCAAACCGUUUGUAAAUCCAUCAAGAUUUCAGCGAGAUAAGAGUAUUUGUGUUCAUGCAGAUCACUCACCUUACAUCAGGUACCACAGAUAGCUUGCCUGUGACAAGAUGGCCGCCGGUGAUGCCGUUAGAGACUCCGCCAUAAGACAUCUAGCCUUUAUUAUGUAUAUCUAUGAGUGAACCCUUCUUCUUUUUUGGUGAACCUUUUUUUUUUGGCAGUUUGCAAAUGGAGUGCAUUACCACCACCAUCUGCUGGACUGAGGUGUAAUGGCAAGUGUACCCUUUAGCUUCGUUCUGGCCGCCGGGUGAACAAGGCGAAUUGUUGCAGCAUACGUCCGCGAAUGGAACGCUUCAGUUACGUGCCUGGGGUAGCCUGCCUGUAGGACUCAAAGGCCACUGGGAUACUGAGGGUGGACACGCUAUUCACCUUUUAAAUAUGGAGUCCUUAAUUACCUUGAUUAUUGUCAAAUUCUGCCUUUUUUUGUCAAAUUCAAGGAUAUAAACUUAAAAGUAAAUGAUUUAAAGGUGCCAUGUGGAGGAUUUUGGGGUAAUCUAUUAUAAUGGUAUAUAUAUACACAUUAUAUACAGCUCUGGAAAAAAUUAAGAGACCACUGCACAUUUUUCUGAUGUCAUCCUACGGUUGCUGAGUGACUUUCGAAUGAGUUGACGGUCAUAUUCAAAUUUGCAGUGGUCUCUUAAUUUUUUCCAGAGCUGUAUAUAUAUGUUUGUGUGUCUGUAAUGAUGGAGAAUUACGAACCGUGUUUUCGUUAGCCCUUCAUAUCUAUAUAAGGAAUGGGUUCUUUCCACAGGGUCUGCAAUGUUAUGCCACCAUGUUUGUACAGAAAAGAAUAGCCAAACCAUAGCAUUGGCUCAAGGGAGGGCCUUUCGCAUUUUCACGGCACUUGAUGGCCAUUGAAGGCUAUCCUAUGCACUUGGAUAGGGAGGGGUAUUCAGUUGGUUGCAAUCAGCACCCUCGCCACUAGAUGCCGCUAAAUCCUACGCAAUGCACCUUUAAACAAGUCACAGACUUUGAAGGUGCAGCUCUAGGCAGAUUAGGUCCAAGGUAAUUCAGAUGCAAAUAUAGAGGGAUACAUGCAAGAAGGAGAGAGUAGACUUCAGAGUCAACUACCAUUGUGUACUCUUGCUUUCCGAUCGGUGUAAUUUAGGCUGGACCAGAGGGAGAACUUAACGGUGCACUCAGUGUUUUGUCAGUGUACGGGGUGAUCACUUGAGGUCAACACUUGCUGGACAGUCCCAGUAAUGUACUGUACCACUCCACAAUGUUUGCGUGAAUGUGAUCCUGUAGUUUUUUUUUAAUCUACUUUUAUUCCUGUUAGUGUACCUGCUGAGCGCUUAUGACAGAUGUGUAUGAAACAAUCUGGUCGUACCAUGUGACAAUAGAUGAAAGGUUAUCUAUAUCCCGACUUUGAUGUUAAAUGUGUGAUUUUUACUUUUUUUUUUAUCAUGAUAGCGAUUAUAUCCCUAAUUUAUUUUCAUUUUAACACUCAAAUAAAAUGAAUUCAUGUUUUCCAUAA